Sphaeramia orbicularis (orbiculate cardinalfish) is the source of this 2711-nucleotide messenger RNA. RefSeq names its product shisa family member 4 (gene shisa4). The transcript is spliced from 5 exons. NCBI's taxonomy places the organism in Eukaryota, Metazoa, Chordata, Actinopteri, Kurtiformes, Apogonidae. Bases 200 to 844 code for a protein of 214 amino acids. The record is from RefSeq and is a predicted model, not a curated record.
GAAGGUGACGUCCUCCUGGUCCCGGGUGAACGGCGUCACAGCCGAGAUGUGUCAUUUCGACGAAUAAAUUGCUGAUGCUGUCCCGUGUCUCAUGCAGUUCUGUGGGCAUUAUGAGGUCUAAGAACGACCACUAGUCCGAACACUGCGGCUUGUUUACACAGAUGAGAAGCCCCCUCUUUAAAUCGUUCUUUCUCGGAUUAUGUUUAACGCUAUGAGGAUGAGCUCUUCGACAGGCAACAUGUCCCUUAUCGCGUUGACUUUGGCGCUGCUUACCGUCGUCCUCUGCACUUCUCAGGUCAGUGGAAAUGAGGACUGCCUGUGGUACGUGGAUAAAAACGGCACCUGGCACAAUGGCUUCGACUGCCCUCUCAUCACUUUCUGCUGUGGGAACUGCCACCGGCGCUACUGCUGCCUCGACGCAUUCAAGAUGAUCACGGAGAGGGAGCAGAAACGCUGCAUGCUCUUCCAGUUCAGCCCCAACACUUUAGCUGGCAUUGCCUCAUCUAUUCUCCUGUUUGUGGCGAUCAUAGCCACCAUGGUUUGCUGCUUCAUGUGCUCCUGCUGCUACCUGUACCAGAGAAGGCAGCAGAGGGGCAGGACCCCCUAUGACGCCCAACAGAUCCCAAUGGCCAGUUACCCAGUGGAGCCCAUGUAUGAUGCUUAUGGCAAACCCCUGGGACCGUCUGAGUAUCCACACGUAGGUUAUCCAAUGGCGCCCCAGUACCCCGGCAUGCCGCCACAGUACCCUAUGAUGCAGCCCGGACCGUAUCCACCUCACCCAAUGGAUCCUGCAUACAGUCAGGCUCCUCCACCGUACUCUCCACCUCAGUAUCCUGGCCAUUGAUGAGCUCACCUCUAAAAACACACAGCAAGGAAACAACAGCAGCCGAGAGAAAAGACUGUUUCAGAAGGGGAAGGCAGCACCACUCUCUCCAUCUCUUUUUCUGUCUCCUAUCUCAAACCACUCACAUCAACAACAGCCCAAAAUGACAGCUCCACUAGCAGAAGUUUGCUUGCGAAAUAAAACCAGAGGCACUGAGAGGUUUUUCUUUUUCUUUGUCUUGUUCAUGUACAACAUUGUCUUACUUUUCCCUGGAAUCUUUACGUUCUUUAAAUUCCCCUCUGCAACCCGACGCCUGAUCACUCCCAGUUGGUUUCACAGAGGUCGUCGCACAAUCCACAAAGCGAGGACGUGUCCGGCCACUGUCACUUCUACUGUGAAACACUCAAAGACAGGGUGUACCUAAAGACAGGGCUCAGUACUUUAUAAGGAGGGAAUCUCUAUGGAUUUUUAACAAUGUAAGUGUCCUCCUUUAUUUGUCAAAGGGAAAAAUGUUUCAAUUCCUUAAUUUUUUGUGAAUUUGACUAUUUGACAACUGAGGCUACAUUGCAGAUCAUUCCGACCCAUUCCACAGAUAUAUUAUGUGAUGUUUAUGUAUAUCUUUUUAAAUGUUGCAGAGGCUUAAGUGAGAAACAAAUAGGGAUGUUAUGGUUUUGAUUCUUUUUUAAGGCGGUGUGUUUGGAUCAUAGAUUUUCUGGAUUUCCUGCUACUCUUCAGUCUGUGUAACAAUUUUUGUCACCUUCUUUCAUAUUUGACUUCACAUACAUAGUAUGUUAGCAGUAUGCGUCUAAUGUUAGCAUCUUUGAUGUCAGCAUGCUCCCCAGUCCAAAUGAUCUGCCCUCUCCUGCUUCUUUGCUGGUUUUAAAUAAGAAGUUAAGUCUGUGGAUUAAUCUCAUUAUAUCAGGUCGGAGGUCUGGCAGUGGAAGUUCACGUAACAUAUCAGAUCAGGGGAAGUUGCAGGUCAAAACAAUAUGUCCCGCCUUACGAUAAGUAACAAUAAAAAGUCAAAUAUUAACUUGUUAAAAUUCAUAUUUUGUAAAUCUGUUCUUCUGCUGAAUAUUUUCUGAUGUUGUAACAAUUAUUUAAAAAAAAAAGUAUACUGUAACAUAAGAUAAGAUGGUCUCCACAUUUGACUUGUUGUCAUUGACAUUUAACUGUGAAUGGGUACUCACCUCCUGGACUAAGCUACAAAGCCAAAAAUAACACUCACUGUUUUCAUAAAUGAGAUUUUCUGUUUUCAAAUGACAGAUUCAGGACUUGUAAACUGCGAAUAAUUUGUAAAAUGGGACAGGGUUUUGCAUCUUGAUCAGAAAAUAAUGGUCCUGUGCCCUUUGUAAGAUUUCUGAACUGAUGUCUGAAGCAUGGGUUGUAUAGUUAAUGUCUUUUUACUAAUAGGAGGCGUCUGACUGAUGUUUUCAGGGGUAACACACUGAAUAACUUAACCUUGAAGUACUUUUGAAAACACUGCUGAUCACAGAGGAGGCUUUCUCCCAUGAUUCCUCAACACUUUGUUUCACCGCUUAACCUUGCGAUGAGUCAAGUGUCCAGUAGAUUACCCCGUAAAUUAUUUAUCCUGACGGCGACAUCCAUGUGUACAGAUUUGUUGAGCCUUUGUAAAGCACAAAGAGAAAACUGGAAUUUUCUUUGUAAGAUGCUUUCAUAUGUAGUUUGACAUACAUUCGCUUAAUGAUGUUUCUAUUUAUUUGUGCUUCAGAUCAACUCCAUGAGUGUGUUUUAACAAACUGAGAUCAGUUGCGAAGUAACUUGUCUAGAUAUGGCUUUUUGUCUGUUGUCAGAUGGAUGGUAAGACAUUGUAUUAUAAAGUGAGUUUUUAUUUCUAUUAACAUAAAAUUUAACUUUGGAAUGUAAA